GAGGGAAAAGGGGAAGGGAGGAGGAGACAGGCAGCUUACACACGCCUUCCAGUCCCUCCACUCAGAGCAGCCAGGAGUGCUGCUGCCGCUGCUAUCCCUGCUGCUGCUAUUGCUGCCACUACGGCUGCCACCUGAGGAGACCGCCUGGACCCGCUGCCCCCUGUUGCCAUCCCUGGCUGUUCCUUCCUAGCACCGCUUUUUAUGCACAUUGCCACCACCACCAUCAUCAUCUUCAUCAUCAUCAUCAUCUUCAUCAUCAUCAGUAUUCCAAAAGAAGGGAAAUAGCAGAUCAGCCAAAAAGAACCACGUACACCUUUCUGAAUUGCUCAAGUAUCUCCCGAGAAAAGAGGGUCGCCGGUCCCGGUAGAAGCAGCCAAGGGGAACAAGGGCGAGUGUUGAAAGGGAGGAAGAGUUGGGACACUGCGUGGUGGAAAGUUACGUGCAGCGCAGACCCGAAGGUGCAGCGCCACAGCCCAGGGGGCGGUGUGUCUGGGAGAAGCCGCUGCCCCCUGCGUCCCAAACCGCGAGCGCGCGGGCAGCCUGGGAUAGGGAAGGACGCCCCCUCCUGCGGCGCGGACUCUGUUGGUGGCUCCGGAGGAGGUGGAGAAAUAUGGCAUCGAAGGCGGCCCCCUCCUGCCGUCUGGUCUUCUGCCUCUUGAUCUCCGCUGCUGUUCUCAGGCCAGGCCUUGGAUUGUAUACUGUAAGUUCAGCAUAUGGAGAUACCAUAAUCAUGCCUUGCCGACUCGAUGUACCUCAGAAUCUCAUGUUUGGCAAAUGGAAAUAUGAAAAACCCGACGGCUCCCCAGUAUUUAUUGCCUUCAGGUCUUCCACGAAGAAGAGCGUGCAGUACGACGACGUACCAGAAUACAAAGACAGACUGAGCCUCUCGGAAAACUACACGUUGUCCAUCAGCAAUGCGAGGAUCAGCGAUGAAAAGAGAUUUGUGUGCAUGCUGGUGACCGAGGACGACGUGUACGAGGCGCCCACGAUAGUCAAGGUGUUCAAGCAACCAUCGAAACCUGAAAUUGUUAGCAAAGCACCAUUUCUUGAAACAGAGAAGCUAACAAAGUUAGGUGACUGCAUUUCAAAAGACAGUUACCCAGAUGGCAACAUCACAUGGUACAGGAGUGGAAAAGUGCUGCAACCCCUUGAAGGAGCGGUGGUCAUAAAUUUUAUAAAGGAUAUAGACCCAGUAACUCAACUCUAUACCAUGACCUCGUCCCUGGAGUACAAGACAACCAAGGCGGACAUACAAAUGCCAUUUGCCUGCUCUGUGACAUAUUAUGGGCCAGCAGGCCAGAAAACAGUUCAUUCUGAACAAGCCGUCUUUGAUAUCUACUAUCCUACGGAGCAGGUAACGAUACAAGUGCUGCCACCAAAAAGUGCCAUCAAAGAAGGGGACAAUAUUACUCUGAAAUGCUUGGGAAAUGGAAACCCUCCUCCACAGGAGUUUCUGUUUUACUUACCAGGACAGCCCGAAGGAAUCAGAAGCUCAAAUACGUACACCUUGACAGACGUGAGGCGCAACGCAACAGGAGACUACAGAUGCUCCCUGACAGACAAAAAAGGCAUGGUCGCCUCAACCGUCAUCACAGUUCACUAUUUGGAUUUGUCCUUGAAUCCCAGUGGGGAAGUGACCAAGCAGAUCGGCGACACCCUGCCUGUGUCCUGCACAAUAUCUGCCAGUAGGAACGCGACUGUAGUAUGGAUGAAAGAUAACACCAGGCUUAAAUCUAGCCCAUCAUUUUCUAGUCUCCAGUAUCAGGAUGCGGGCAACUACGUCUGCGAAACGGCUCUGCAGGAGGUGGAGGGGCUGAAGAAAAGAGAGUCAUUGACUCUCAUCGUAGAAGGUAAACCUCAAAUCAAAAUGACAAAGAAAACUGAUCCCAGUGGACUGUCUAAAACAAUCAUCUGCCACGUGGAAGGAUUCCCCAAGCCUGCUAUUCAGUGGACAAUUACCGGUAGCGGAAGUGUCAUAAACCAAACAGAGGAAUCUCCUUAUAUCAAUGGCAGGUAUUAUAGUAAAAUUAUCAUUUCCCCUGAAGAGAAUGUUACAUUAACUUGCACAGCAGAAAACCAGCUGGAGAGAACAGUAAACUCCUUGAAUGUCUCUGCUAUAAGCAUUCCAGAACACGAUGAGGCAGACGAGAUAAGUGAUGAAAACAGAGAAAAGGUGAAUGACCAGGCAAAGCUCAUUGUGGGCAUCGUGGUCGGUCUCCUGCUUGCUGCCCUCGUGGCUGGUGUUGUCUACUGGCUGUACAUGAAGAAAUCAAAGACUGCAUCAAAACACGUAAACAAGGACCUUGGUAAUCUGGAAGAAAAUAAAAAAUUGGAAGAAAACAAUCACAAAACAGAAGCCUAAGAGAGAAACUGGUCGAGUUGUUGUCCAGAGGAAAAAACUAUAUAGGUCAAUUGAAGCAUGAACGUGGAUUGUAUUUAAGACAUAUACAAAGACAUUGACAGCAAUUCAUGGUUCAAAUAUUAAGCAGUUCAUUCUACCAAGCUGUCACAAGAUUUUAGAGAAUUGUCUCAAGUCAAUGAAAUGAAAUUACAAACAAUAACUACAAGUUUUGGCAGCCAUGAUGAUAGGUCAUAUGUUGUGUUUGGUUUGAUUUUUUUUUUUUUUUUUUUUUCUGUAAAUGUCUGCACUGAGGAUUUCCUUUUGGUUUGCCUUUUAUGUCAAUUUUUUACGUAGCUAUUUUUAUACACUGUAAGCUUUGUUCUGGGAGUUGCUGUUAAUCUGAUGUAUAAUGUAAUGUUUUUAUUUCAGUUGUUUAUAUGGAUAAUCUGAGCAGGUACAUUUCUGAUUCUGAUUGCUAUCAAUAAUGCCCCCAAAGUGUUUCACAAGCCCCUAAAUCCCAAAGGUGGCAGCUUGUGAAGACUGGGGACACACACAUGCCCUAUUCCAAAACUGUGAUUUUUAUCAGGAGAGGGGGAGGCAGAGAGUCAGAUUGAUGAGCGACUUCUGUGUAUACGCUGCCAGCCGACUCUCAGAAGCAAAUCUCAUGUACAUAUGGACGCACAUAUGUAAUAAUGGUACUCCCAAACUGACUGCUUGCCUGUACUGGAAAAACCAUAACAGAAUUUGGGUAGCACUUACCUUUCGCAACAUCUGCUAGUAAAUUAUUUUCUGUCAAAAGAAAAAAAAAUCAAUGUGUGAGAGACAGUUUGGAAAAAUCAUGGAUAACAUUUCCAUUGUCAUAGAUCAGAAUGCAAAUCGCUAUAUUUGAAAAUUGGUGUUAAAUCCUUUGGGUUAUCCACUGCCUUAAAAUUGUACCCAUUUGUUGUUUAAAAAGAUAUCAGUCAGAAUUGGAGAUUUUUAACAGUGGUCAUUAUCAAAGCUGUGUUAUUUUCCACAGAAUAUAGAAUAUAUAUUUUUUUCGUGUGUUUUUGUUAACUACGCUACAGAUAUUGAAUGCACCUUGAGAUGAUUUAGUGUUUUUAACUGGUACAUAAUUUAUCAAGCAGUACAUAAAAGUGUAAUAAUAAAAUGUCUAUGUAUCUUUAGUUACAUUCAAAUUUGUAACUUUAUAAACGUGUUUUAUGCUUGAGAAACUUUUUAGGGUGGUAGUAAAAUGGAAACUUUUUGAAGUAGACUGGAUAUGGGCAAUAGUUACUUGUGACUAGACUUUUAAACUUUGCUCUUUCAAGCAGAAGCCUGGAUUCUGGGAGAACAACACUGCACAGUCCUUUUGUCCCAGGAUUUGCAUAACUUUAUAGAAAAAGAAAAUGAACAUCAGAUUUCCAGGUAUUGAACUGUGUGCUUUGGGAGAAAGAGGAAAACUGGUGUUAGGUUUUUUUUAGACGAAUGGAAUAAAAAUUAUGAAGGCAAUGAAAAAGAAAUUAAAGAUUCAAGUCAGAUAGGAAUAAUAUUUUGCCACUUCUGCAUUAUUUAGAAACACAUGUUAUUGUACAUUUGUAAACCAUUUACUGUCUGGGCAAUAGUAUCUGUUUAAUAAAAGCUUCCUGUAGUGCAUUGGUAUGGAUUAAAUACAUAAAAUAUCCUAUUAGACUCAAAGCUGUGUAAAAUAUUAUGGGGAAAAAGAAAAUAUGUUAUUUUGCCUCUAAUCUUUUGAUUUAGUGAAGUUUUAUUUGGCAGGAAACAAUUGAAUCUUGGUCAAUAUUUAAACCAAAGUGAAAGGGGAAAAACCAAAGUUACUUGUUUUGCAUGGCUAAGCCAUUCUGUUAUCUCUGUAAAUACUGUGAUUUCUCUUUUUUCUUUUCUCUUUAGAAUUUUGUUAAAGAAAUUCUAAAAUUUUUAAACACCUGCUUUCCACUAUAAACCAUGAACACUAAAAUGAAAUCACUUUCAUAUAAAUGCUUUUUCCUUUGGUGUGGGAGAUCAAAGAUUCAAAGUCUAACUCCUAAGAUGUAUUUGCAGAAAGAAGCAAUGUGACAAUAGAAAGAGAGGGUUAUAUCACAAUGAUUUCUUGGCUUUCAUUUGCUGUGGUUAACUAAGUCCAAAACAGCUGUCGGAACCUAGUGAGCAGAACAUUCACGACUCAGAGCUCUGGACAGAAAGCAAGAAGGUUGCGUUAUAACUGUUGAAUCAGUGCCUGGAUGAAAAGGAACGCUUGUUUGUGUAAUGGCAGAGAUAUGCACAGAGAGCAAGGCUGGGAAGGAAGAUCAUGCAGGACCCUCAACUUCUGAGGUUGCAUCUCUUCGGUUUAACUCUUUGGCAACUGGAGACAGGUUUUGCCAGUUUAAGUUUCACUUCCAAUCUUUGAUUACAGGAAUUGUGUAUGGAAAUGGAUUAACAUACCCGUCUAUGCCUAAAAGAUAAUAAAACUGAAAUAUGUCUUCA
Molecule: messenger RNA, 4804 nt
Organism: Molossus molossus (Pallas's mastiff bat)
Lineage: Eukaryota; Metazoa; Chordata; Mammalia; Chiroptera; Molossidae
Gene: ALCAM
Product: activated leukocyte cell adhesion molecule
Exons: 16
Coding region: 611-2362 (583 amino acids)
Biological process (GO): cell adhesion
Cellular component (GO): plasma membrane
Source: RefSeq, a predicted model, not a curated record